Molecule: messenger RNA, 1846 nt
Organism: Acanthaster planci (crown-of-thorns starfish)
Lineage: Eukaryota; Metazoa; Echinodermata; Asteroidea; Valvatida; Acanthasteridae
Gene: nup35
Product: nucleoporin 35
Biological process (GO): NLS-bearing protein import into nucleus; nuclear pore organization
Cellular component (GO): nuclear pore central transport channel; nuclear pore nuclear basket; nuclear membrane
Molecular function (GO): phospholipid binding; structural constituent of nuclear pore; nucleic acid binding
Source: RefSeq, a predicted model, not a curated record
CUCGUGACAGGUCUAUUGCACAGUUGCUGGCCCUCUCGUCUCAAAAAUACCCCCAAGAAUUCAAAUUGGAUUAGAAAUUGUGUUUUGUCGGACAAGUAAAUCAUCUAACUUAAAAGACGGUCAUAUGGAAUAUUAUAGUCCAAGCUUAAGCCACUCGAUGUCCCAAAGCUACGGUCAUUCUAGCAGUCUAGAACCCAUGACCUUGGGGUCACCGACCUCCAUGGGGUCAAGCCAUCAAGGACCCAGUUCCCAUGGCAACCUGUUUCUCCCUGGAUACUUGAUGGGUGAGAUGGGUCCAUCUGUGUCGCCUUCCAGCAGCAGGUUAUGGUCAUCAUCAAGGAAUAGUCCACCUAAAGGGUUGAUGCCAUCUACCUUGGGUCCUAGAGACAGUGGAUCCAACAUCGGGAGAAGUGACAGUAGGAUAUCCCAGAGGCCAGCUGUUACACGAACUCCCAAGGACAAAACUGGUGCCCCGCCAGUCGCAGGUUUGUUUGAUAAUGUGGAAGCACUCAGAGGGAGCCCAGCUGUAGGGGGAGAUUAUGGGACAACACCUGAGAAGAAACAGCUGGAUUGGUCAAUAUCUAGGACUCCAUUACAACAUCCCUCAUUCACUACAGGUACCCCUGGGAGUAGUCGACUGUUCUCACCUCCUCAGACAUCCCAGUCACAGUUUAUUGUGAAGCAGACACCUUCAUCACCUGCUCAGAUUGAUCCAUUCUACACCCAGGGAGAGUUAAUCACUCCUGACGAACACCUGGAUGAAACAUGGGUCACCAUCUUUGGGUUUCCACCUGCUGCAACAUCUUACAUCAUCCAGCAGUUUUCUCAGUAUGGCAGCAUCGUCAAGCAUGUGAUUGCCAGCAAUGGGAACUGGCUUCAUAUGCAAUACAGCUCCAAGCUACAAGCCAAGAAAGCACUCAGUAAAAACGGCAAAGUGUUCGGAGGUAACAUCAUGAUUGGCGUGACUCCUUGCAUUGACAAGAGUGUCAUGGAAGGUGGCGAUCAGUGCAAUGCAAGUACCUUACAAUCCAGCACGCCUUCUAGAUACCCUAUGACCCCUCAGGCUGAUGAGGUUGAGACGUCAAAACAUCCAUCCUCCAUCAGGCCACUGACGGCAGCUUACAAAGCAGCGAGUAGUAACCACGAGGUUCUUCAGGGCAGCUCAACUCCCAAGAAGUCUUCCAAUGUCGUCAGCAAGACAUUAGAAUACAUGUUUGGCUGGUAGCACUCAACGAUAAGCACAAUUAUUUUUAUAUACAAGAAACUUGGGAGUACCAGUUACAUUGAACUGCCAUAUAGCUAGUCCCUGGUUUGUCUGAGUUCAUUUGUAUCCCUGUAGUCCUGUGAAAGCCUUCCGCUUGAUUCUGUAAAGUUUCUGUUGUUUACUUUACCUCACGAUUCAUGGAAUAAAAUGCGGUAAUUUUAAGGUUUUCUCCUCGGUCACCAACUUUUUCAGUGUCCACAUUUCAUUUACAAAAAGCAAGCUGUAAUGUGUUGAAUCAAAUUAUGCUUUAUUGAAACAAAACGCUUUCAAUCAUCGUAUCUGUGAAGUUUUUACUUGGCUCACAACACGUCACUUCACAAAACUAAAUCUGCCCAAAUGGUAUUGUUGCCUUCAACUAUGGCUGUUGACUAAUAUGCAAAUGGAAAAACUGAAUCCGUAGCCUGAUUAGGAACAUGCCUAAAAGUGAACUUUAAACUUCACAUUUGGAAGAAGACAGAGGACCAUUAUAUUACUUAUGUUGCCAUUUCUUAUCACUUUUUGUGUCCAGCGAUAUCAAUUACUGUGGAUUUAAUUUGUUUUUAAUUAGAAUUUCUCUGUGAUAAUAAAAUAUUUUGGUCAUAA